This is a messenger RNA of Lepus europaeus (European hare), 1205 nucleotides long. Its product is annotated as C4b-binding protein alpha chain-like. The coding region runs from base 342 to 947 and encodes 201 amino acids. The transcript has 5 exons. The record is from RefSeq and is a predicted model, not a curated record. Lineage: Eukaryota; Metazoa; Chordata; Mammalia; Lagomorpha; Leporidae.
CCGAGCACCAUGCAAAUACCCUCAAAGACCUCGUGCAAUCUCUGUCUUCCGGUGCCCCACUGCCAGCCUCUCCCGUGUGUGCAGGUGCCUGCUUCCAGGACUUGACGCACCACUGUUCCCUGCCUCAAAAGACGGGGACUGCAUUAACGUGAGAUUCCGGAUAGCGAUUUCUUUUACCAUCCUGGCUCCCGGCAUCCUCAGCUGAUCCUGGUAACCUUGGGUUCGCGGCGUAGAGGGAGGUUGGCCUUCAGCUUGGCGGGUUGGCAGCUCCUCCAGGUGUUUCUAGGUGGAAUCCGCGAGCCUGAAGCUUCUGCUGGCGCCGUCCCCAGUCCCCAGGCGCGAUGUGGCCUGCGCCGGGCAGCACCUCCCGAAGCGGGCGCCUCUUUGGAGUUUUGACCUUGUUGCUCUGCCCAUCCAGCCUGCACGGUUGCAUUUCACCUCCCAGGAUUCCACACGGAAGCUAUAAAGUUAUCGACAGGACUCUGGGGAUCCCUACCACCGUGCAGUAUGAAUGCCAGGAAGGCUACGCGCUGGUGGGCGCAGCCACUCUCUCCUGCAAGUUUAUUCAAUGGUCCUCUCCAGCUCCUCGGUGUGAAGCCCUGUGUCUAAAACCAAGGAUCCCAAAUGGAAAGCUGUCUGUGGAGAGGGACCAGUACAUCACUCCUGACACCCUGACCAUCCAGUGUGACCCUGGCUACAAGAUGGUUGGCUCCCAGGUUAUCUCCUGUUCACAGUACAGAUCGUGGAUCCCAGCUGUGCCCAAGUGCGAGAGGGUGAAUAGUGCUCCUUCAGAAGUCCUAGAACGUGAGGAAGUCCUAGAGGGCCAACACCUCCUGAAGUGUCUCCCGGAUCCCGGCGACUCAAAAAUGGCCCUGGAAUUACACAAACUAUCUCUGAGGAUUGAAAAAUUGGAGCAAGAGAGAGCCAAGGGCAUUAGAUACAUUUAACUACACAAUAGCGCUUUCCCAAAGAAGAUGGAGAAAAGAUGUGCUUUCUGGAUAGUUACGGAGGAAAAGUUUUAGUUUAUCAGCUCCAUUAAGCAUCAUCAUACCUUACAGUUAAUACCUCUGGUGAAACUUGCUGGUAUAGAGAGUGAUCCUAGAAUGAGGAAGUAUUGAUAAUGUGUAUCACUAUCACUCUGCAAAGUUUUUAGUUUUCUGGAGUUGUCAGGCUAUCUGGAAUAAAUAAUUACCUAUUAAAAAUCA